CCGCCUCCGGCCCCGCCCCGCUUGCCAGCCGCCGCCGGCUCCCUCCGGCCCGCGGUGCGGUGCGCGCCUGCGCCAGCCUUCUCCUCGGAGCAGCCAUGAUGGAAGGCCUGGACGACGGCCCCGACUUCCUCUCGGAGGAGGACCGCGGACUUAAAGCAAUAAAUGUAGAUCUUCAAAGUGAUGCUGCUCUGCAGGUGGACAUUUCUGAUGCUCUUAGUGAGAGAGAUAAAGUAAAAUUCACCGUUCACACAAAGAGUUCGUUGCCAAAUUUUAAACAAAAUGAGUUUUCAGUUGUUCGACAACAUGAGGAAUUUAUCUGGCUUCACGAUUCCUUCGUUGAAAAUGAAGACUAUGCAGGUUACAUUAUCCCUCCAGCACCACCAAGACCUGAUUUUGAUGCCUCAAGGGAAAAACUACAGAAACUUGGAGAAGGAGAAGGGUCUAUGACAAAGGAAGAAUUCACAAAGAUGAAACAGGAGCUGGAGGCUGAAUAUUUGGCAAUAUUCAAGAAGACCGUUGCGAUGCAUGAAGUGUUCCUGUGUCGUGUGGCAGCACAUCCUAUUUUGAGGAAAGAUUUAAAUUUCCAUGUCUUCCUGGAGUAUAAUCAAGAUUUGAGUGUGCGAGGAAAAAAUAAAAAAGAGAAACUUGAAGAUUUCUUUAAAAACAUGGUUAAAUCAGCAGAUGGAGUAAUUGUUUCUGGAGUAAAGGAUGUAGAUGAUUUCUUUGAGCAUGAACGAACAUUCCUUUUAGAAUAUCAUAACCGAGUUAAGGAUGCAUCUGCUAAAUCUGAUAGAAUGACAAGAUCCCACAAAAGUGCUGCAGACGAUUACAAUAGAAUUGGUUCUUCAUUAUAUGCUUUAGGAACUCAGGAUUCUACAGAUAUAUGCAAGUUUUUUCUUAAAGUUUCAGAACUUUUUGAUAAAACAAGAAAAAUAGAAGCACGAGUGUCAGCUGAUGAGGACCUCAAACUUUCUGACCUUUUAAAAUAUUACUUAAGAGAAUCUCAAGCUGCUAAGGAUCUCCUGUAUCGAAGAUCUAGGUCACUAGUGGAUUAUGAAAAUGCUAAUAAAGCACUGGAUAAAGCAAGAGCAAAAAAUAAAGAUGUUCUGCAGGCUGAAACGUCCCAACAGUUAUGUUGUCAGAAAUUUGAAAAAAUAUCUGAAUCUGCAAAACAAGAGCUUAUAGAUUUUAAGACAAGAAGAGUUGCUGCAUUCAGAAAAAAUUUAGUGGAACUGGCAGAGUUAGAACUGAAGCAUGCAAAGAUUCUUUUCCCAUACAGGUUAUUACAGAAUAUUGAGUAUAGUUCCCUGUGCUAUACAGGUAACCUACAGUUGCUGCAGAACUGCCUGGCAGUGUUAAAUGGAGACACAUAAGCCACACUCUGCUUCCAGUUAAAAAGGGCUGCCUUCCAUCAGAUUUUAUUUUUUUUCUUAAUGAUGCUAGACAUUUACUGCUCACUGGAAACAAAAGAAACAGCUGACAAAGUGCAUCUACUCUCCCUUUUUCUGAGAAACAAUGGCGCGGUGCCGCCCUCGGGUGCUGUGGGCUGCACGAUGGGACCUGCGCGCCUGCGACGCGGACAGUUGAUGAUCAUCGCGCCCUCCUCCUCUUCAGAAGCCCAAAGUACUGCCUUUUUUAAAGUAGCCUCUAGAACUAUGUUUAUUUUAUGAAUAGUAUUCCUUAUGGCUGCCAAUCUUAUUUACCUUUAAGUAAUUUCUGAAGUUUAACCCUUUCAAAAUACAUUCUGUAAACAAGAUAAGGAUUGCCGUUACCUUUUUUGAA
Messenger RNA from Kogia breviceps (pygmy sperm whale), 1782 nucleotides. It is a transcript of the gene SNX6, whose product is annotated as sorting nexin 6. Gene Ontology annotation, molecular function: dynactin binding; phosphatidylinositol binding. Gene Ontology annotation, biological process: retrograde transport, endosome to Golgi; intracellular protein transport. Gene Ontology annotation, cellular component: endosome. The record is from RefSeq and is a predicted model, not a curated record. Lineage: Eukaryota; Metazoa; Chordata; Mammalia; Artiodactyla; Physeteridae.